AUGCCGGCGGAGGUGCAGCCUAUGAAAGUUAUCGUCGCAAGUCCCAGUCGGUAUGAUGCAAUAUUGAGCCAACGAAUGACUGUCGACACUCACCAAAGUUCAUUCUUUAGCUCAGGUACACUAGGACUCUACCAGGCAAUGCAAAUCCUGGGAUUUAGGACAUAUCAUCUCUACGAAUGUAUCGCCAACCGCGGUUUAUCUCACAUGAAAGUGUUUGAGGAAGCCGUGACCGCUGAGCAUAAUAGCCUUUCUGGAAUCAAGAAAUACAACAAGGCUGAUUAUGAGAGAUGGUUGGGGGACUACGAUUGCAUCGUCGAGGCUCCAAGCUAUCUCGGCACAGGUCUGAUCGAAGCUUAUGUCAACGAUCCCAAUGUGAAAUUUAUCCUCACCGAGCGAGAUCCAACGAAAUGGGUGACUUCGAUAAACAACACUAUAGGCCCUAAUGUCGAACUGUCGCGUAAAUUCCCAUUCGUGAUUCUGAAGCACUUUGAUGCAACCUUGUUCCAUACGCACGUUGUCAUAGAUACCGUCUAUCGAGUUAUGUCCGGAGGUACAGCGCUUGGUGAUGCAGAGAAUACCGAAAACAUGCAGCAGCAUUAUACUGAGUAUAUCAGAAGAGUGAAAGAAACCGUCCCCCCACACCGGUUAUGCCAUGUUCGACUCGAGGAUGGCCUCGGCUGGGAGAGCAUUUGCCCAUUCCUAGGUCUUCCAGUCCCGGAACAAGCAUAUCCCGACCGUAAUGAGCCUGGGAAGAUGCAACAGUUGACCCAAGAAAUGUUCAAGCCCAUGCUAGUGACCGCUGCCAUCAAACUGAGCGCCUUUGUUGUUCCAGCAGUCGGCAUUACUUGGUGGGCUGCCACUAACUAUGGCCCGAUGGCGGUUGCAGCUCUUGGAAAAACCCAGUGA
Messenger RNA from Penicillium salamii, 906 nucleotides. The record is from the annotation of a GenBank genome assembly. Lineage: Eukaryota; Fungi; Ascomycota; Eurotiomycetes; Eurotiales; Aspergillaceae.